AUGAGGGGCUGGACGUGGGGGCUCGGGUUGCUCUUGGGCUAUGCCGUGAUGGCAGCAGGUGGGGAGCGGCGCCAGCCUUAUUUUUCUUGGGACACAGUGCCCGUUUACGUCCACAUGUGUAACGAGAGUGGGCCCUUCAAUGAGGAGGCGCUCGCUUUUAUGCUGCGCUUUGCCAUGAUCACCCUUGAGAAGGGCCAGGGCGAGAAUGUGUCCGUGUGCUGUGCUGAGGACAAGAUCCUGGAGCAGGCCCAAGUCAUCAAGGCACGCCGACCCGAUAUUCAUGUUCUCUACUACAUCAACAGCGUGCUGGACUGGGAAAUGUACCGCCUCCACCAGCACAUGCUAGCUCAUCCGGAACACUGGAUGUAUCAGCAGGCGGGGGCGCCCGUGCGACUGCGGGGUGAUCCCACCUUUCCGCAACCAUCCGAUGGAAUGCUUGUUUUCAAUUUCACCACGGCAGCUGGUCGUCAGUUUUGGGCACAAUCUUGCAUCAACAUGACGCAAACGGGUGUGAUCGAUGGAUGCUUCGCCGAUCGUGCUCAGAUAGGCCAGUUGCCCGGUGUCAGUGAGGCCGACAAUGCGGCAUAUGCGUUGGGCCAUCAUCAGGUCCUGCGUGAGUUACAGAAUCAGAUUCCGGGCUACCUCAUUUCUAACAACGACAACGCUACUGAUCUGGAUGCUCUGAUGAUCGAGACUUAUCAAAACGAUGCGGCAAGUUUGCAUGCCUUGAUGACCGCUGUGGCCGCCGGCCGCCUGGUGCAGGUGCAUGCCGGCUACCAUGGGAUUGAGCACGAUAGCAACUGCACCAACAUCACCAACACGCUGGCUUCCUUUCUCAUUGGUGCGGGGGAGCGAUCAUACUACGGCUGUAGCCUUGGGUGGUAUUUUGAUUCAUGGUCCCAUUGGAACGAUGAGUAUACGCGCCCGCUGGGUCGCCCGCUGGCAAACGCCACUCGCUCUGGCUCAGUGUGGGAGCGCACGUUCAGUGCGGGCGUGCACGUCACCUUUGAUGAGAGCACGGGUGUGGGCAGCAUCGAUUGGGCCGCGGGCUAG
Messenger RNA from Monosiga brevicollis MX1, 1053 nucleotides. RefSeq lists its product as uncharacterized. Lineage: Eukaryota; Choanoflagellata; Craspedida; Salpingoecidae. The transcript has a single exon. Bases 1 to 1053 code for a protein of 350 amino acids. The record is from RefSeq and is a predicted model, not a curated record.